AUAAAAUUUUAUUUUGUUUUAAAUGAGUUACCUCUAUUCACCAUACAGAUCUUAUGUAAGACCACAAUAGUAUUCUCCUACACGUUCAUAUGUUUCCCCUUACUACACAUCAACUCCACCAAGAGGUAUAGUUAUUUGCUAAAUAAAUUAGGAAAUUCCUGGGUAGAAAGAAUCCCUGUUGAGUAACGAUAUACAGAAUAUGUUCCAGAACAAAGAAUUGAAUACAAACCAGUAGAAAGAAGAUAUACAGAUUAUGUGGAAAGUAAAUUGAUGUUGACAUAAAUAAGUCGAACAUUAUAGAGACUAUGUACCAGUUCCAAGACUUGAAAGAAGAGUUGAAUAUGUUCCGGUUGAGAGAUAUGAUGAAGCAGUUGAUUAUGUUCCUGUUGAAAGAUCUAGUGUUGUGCGUUAACCAUUAUCAAAUUCAUUAGCUUAUAGCAGAUAUUCCAGAUAUCCAUCCAGAUAUUAUUAUUAUUGAUUAUUAUUAUCCAAUUAAUCACAAAUUCAUAUACAAGUCAA
Paramecium sonneborni is the source of this 519-nucleotide messenger RNA. The record is from the annotation of a GenBank genome assembly. Lineage: Eukaryota; Ciliophora; Oligohymenophorea; Peniculida; Parameciidae.